Messenger RNA from Baudoinia panamericana UAMH 10762, 509 nucleotides. RefSeq lists its product as uncharacterized. Lineage: Eukaryota; Fungi; Ascomycota; Dothideomycetes; Mycosphaerellales; Teratosphaeriaceae. The transcript is spliced from 2 exons. Bases 225 to 479 code for a protein of 84 amino acids. The record is from RefSeq and is a predicted model, not a curated record.
GGUGGAUUUCAUAAAGUCCAUGUCAGUGCUUGCUAUCCAACCACAGGUACCUCCGAGCCGUUGAUUGGACCGCCGACAGCUGCGACCUGACGUGGUUCACCGUAGUGGGCCACGCGACUCGGCAGUACCUGCAUUAGCCUGUCGGCGGAGAGCGUCGGUCGCAGCUCACCAAGUGCCUCGCAGGCUCGGACUUCCACAGCAAGCGCAGUCAUACGCUUGGUAUUAUGUGGCUCGCAACUUCUCGCUGUCUCUUCCACGGCACCGCAGACGGCAGCGCUCAUGGACGACCAAACAGUCCCAGACUCUGUCAGCGCCAACGCGUACGUUGCUUCGCAAUGCUCGUCACUGUCUGCACAAACAGCGCAGGCGCUCUAUUAGUGCGGAGCAUCAGCCAUAGACGCUACGUGUUUCAGAAUCUGCGGGCGGCUAGGGUGAAACACGACAAAGGGCGUAACGACUCCCGCAAGGCUUCUAAGUGACCUGGGCCGUUGCGGGGUAGCCUUUCACGU